This is a messenger RNA of Melanaphis sacchari, 264 nucleotides long. RefSeq names its product transcriptional regulator of yeast form adherence 4-like. Lineage: Eukaryota; Metazoa; Arthropoda; Insecta; Hemiptera; Aphididae. The record is from RefSeq and is a predicted model, not a curated record. Bases 1 to 264 code for a protein of 87 amino acids. The transcript has 2 exons.
AUGUUUUCGUGCAGUGUAUGCGAUAAAACCUUUACUAGAAUCUGUAGUCUACUCAGACAUUUCAACUCACACAAUGUUUCCAAUAAGAUUUCUUGCAAUAUUUGUUCACAAGUGUUCACGCGAAGAGAUAACUUCAUCAGACAUAGCAAAGAAAAACAUCGUUCAAAUAUUAUAAUCCAACAACAACCAACCAUAACCAAGCAAGGAAUUCAAGAUUUUUUGAAACCGACUGAACAAAUUUACGAUUAUAGUAGGAUUAAAUAG